Lytechinus pictus (painted urchin) is the source of this 2585-nucleotide messenger RNA. RefSeq names its product prostaglandin reductase 1-like. Gene Ontology annotation, cellular component: cytoplasm. Gene Ontology annotation, molecular function: 15-oxoprostaglandin 13-reductase [NAD(P)+] activity; 2-alkenal reductase [NAD(P)H] activity. Gene Ontology annotation, biological process: prostaglandin metabolic process. Bases 531 to 1517 code for a protein of 328 amino acids. NCBI's taxonomy places the organism in Eukaryota, Metazoa, Echinodermata, Echinoidea, Temnopleuroida, Toxopneustidae. The record is from RefSeq and is a predicted model, not a curated record. The transcript is spliced from 9 exons.
ACAUUACAAGAAAUCGGAGGGGUGCUUGCAUGUUACAUCAGAUUUUGUAUGAAUUCUCGCCAAAUGUUCAUUAAUAUGCUUAUUUCGUUAUACAUUUUUAUUAGAGAAACACUUAAAGUCAGGGUUGACUUUAAAUUUAACUAAAAGACAUCAUCUGAACUUCGCGAUCUGCUGUUAUGCCUAUAGAUCUUGGGGAAAAAAGAUCAGUGCAAUGUAUUAUUUAUUUACUAAGAUUGGGGCCGGACAUAUCGAGCGAAUACAUGAACAAAAGAUAAUCUGGUUGACAAUUCACUGUACCGUACAUUGAAUGGAUGUAUGGUCAUUUCGGUGCUCCAGUAUAGAAAAUACAUGUACUGUGGACCUUAAGAAUUUUCGUUCGUAUCUAUUUGCAUGUGAGCUCGGCAUGCUCUCUUGAUCAUUCGUUGAUCCCUAUAGCACUCCCAUCACUGUUCAUUACAUUGGAAGAGCAUACAGCGCAUGAUUGAUAUCUGCGAUUUAUAUAGCAGAACCUGAACUGAUAUUCUUUCAAGAUGCCUACCAAAGGAAAGAGGUGGUUGCUCGUAAAACACUUUGAUGGUUUCCCGAAGGAAAGUGACAUGAGGCUAGAAGAGUUUGAUCUACCAGAACUCAAAGAUGGGGAAAUAUUGAUGGAAGCCGAAUAUCUAUCGGUGGAUCCGUAUAUGAGACCUUACAGUGCCACAUCAUCAUUGAAUACUGUCAUGAUCGGGCAGCAAGUGGCAAAAGUCAUCGAGAGUCGUAAUGAAGAUUUCCCUGUAGGUACAUGGACUCUUCCAUUUACUGGUUGGACAACACAUUCUGCGAGCACUGGCAAGGAUCUUAUGAAAAUGCCUCCACUCCCUGAGGGAAUACCCCGUUCGUACACAAUUGGAUCACUGGGUAUGACAGGUGUUACAGCGUACUUUGGUCUUCUGGAUAUCACUGAUCCUAAGCCAGGAGAGACUGUCCUGGUUAGCGGAGCUGCAGGUGCUGUAGGGAAUGUUGUUGGACAAAUUGCCAAGAUCAAGGGAUGUCGAGUGAUCGGGUCUGCAGGAAGUGAAGAGAAGUUGGAGUAUCUGAAGGAACUUGGUUUUGAUGAAGUCUUCAACUACAAGACAACACCGAACCUUGAUGCUAAGCUCAAAGAACUAGCCCCGGACGGAAUUGAUGUAUAUUUUGACAAUGUUGGGGGCGAAUUUGCGACAACAGCAGUCCAAAAUAUGAAGAUCGGAGGACGCAUCUCAUGCUGCGGAUCUAUCUCAGCUUAUAAUCUCAAAGAAACACAGCUGUUGCCAGCCCUAUUUGGUGUGAUGGUCAGGAACCAUCUCAAGAUGCAGGGUUUUAAUGUGAUGCAAUAUAUCACCAGAUGGAAGGAAGCAGUCACCCAACUUGGCAAAUGGGUCGGUGAGGGUAAACUGAAAGUGAAGGAACACAGGACUGAUGGAAUAAAGAACAUGUUCAAGGCUUUCACUGAACUAUUCACUGGAGCUAACACAGGAAAGGCCAUCAUCAAGGCUUAGUUUGAUUUGCGAAAAUGAUACUCAUGCCAAGCUGCCACAUUAUUGACUCUAAACUGCCUUAACAGGACCGUAUUAGCUAAGUCUAAUCAGGACAUGAUAAUCAUGUUGGUUUGUUUUUUAUCAGGCUGCCAAGGAAGUGAGUGUAUUCUAGCACAAAAGGGAUAGAGUUUAGUUUGAGAACAUGAUGAUGAGGAUUUAUGCUUUUCAAAGGGCACUGCGCUGCAUACACCAUGAGCAGGUAUAUUUAGCAACAGGCCUAUAAAGGCCCAAGCAGAUCUACAUAGAUCUAUCUAGUCCUAUUCCUCCUUUUCCUCUAUUUGGUUAUUUGGUCUGAUUUGGACUACAUGUAUGACUACAAAUUUAGUGUUGCAUAAAACAAAAAUUCAAUGUUUUGUUAUUCGUGCAACCAUUCGAAUAUUACAUUGAAUUACACUUCAUGUCAUUGAAUAGACUCUUUAAACUUGCACGCUUAUGUGAUAUUCAGAACACAUGCUGCAUAAUAUAUUUAUAUCCAAUUCUUCGUAAAAUUUAUGAAUGAGAAAUAUAUAGAUCAUCAACAGUUUCCCCAUGAGAUGUUAAUAAUUAAUCUUCUUUACAUUAUGAAAUAGUGUAGUACCAAUAUUUACAUGCAGUUUUUUAUUCAUAUAAAUCAUCAUCAUUGUGGUCUCGUGAAUCAGUCUCUUGCCUUUCAAUCAAAAGGGACGUGGGUUUGAAUCCAAGCCAUGACAUUAUCUUUCAGCAAGAAAUUUAUUCACUCUCACUGCAUUUGACCAAGGUUUAGUAAAUAACUACAGCAGGAACAUCCUUAAAAUCCUUGUGUAGUGGAAGGGCUACUCCCAUAGUAAUAAUUACAAUUAGCACCUUAUCCAGUCUGUAUAGUGGAUUAGCUGCAUUAUCAUUAUUAUCACUCAAUAUCUUUCAAGUAUCAAGAAUGAUUAAUCAAUAAAAUUGCAAUAUCUUUAUUCCACAUGUACUUAACCAUUAUAUUAUUUAAUUAUCAAAUGUUUCUACAGAAUUAUAUGAUUGUACUAUAAUAGAGACUAAUAAAAGAACAUGAUUUCUACACAA